UUGUUGUUUAUCGAACAUGUUGUCCUAUAUUUUUGUUGUUAUUUUCAGUGGUUUAAUCCUUUUAACCGAUGGUUAUAAGAUGAUACCCACCAAAAUUAGUAGCUGCCCGGUAAAAGGAAAAGCAUUUCCUAUAGAAUGUAAAUUAUUAAAAAACGAAAAAGGAGAAAAUGAGUUUUUUAUGACAACAGAUCUGCCAUUUGAUAUUAAUGAAGAAUUUACGUUUACUCUUAAAAUUUCCACUUGGGCCGUAACAACUUGGAUACCUUUCAAUCAGGAAAUUCAAGGAAAAUUAUUUGAAAAUAUAGACAAAAUUAUACCUAAACUUUGGGAAAAAUUGAGAGGGCAAGUAAAACCCGCUGUUUCUGAUGCACACCUUAUUAAAGCUGAUAAAUAUAUUUUGGAAAACUUUCAAUGUUCCAUGGACGAUAUUCUGAAUCCAAUCCAAUUGAGAGGUAAAUUUAUGGCCACUUUAAAAAUGUUUAACCCGCAAGAUCAAGAAGUUUUGUGCCAGUCUUUGGAAAUGUUUGGACAAGAUUAAACACGUAAAUAUUGGUGUAAUGUUGGUGGAUGGAUUUGUUUAAAAAUAA
This is a messenger RNA of Brassicogethes aeneus, 587 nucleotides long. NCBI's taxonomy places the organism in Eukaryota, Metazoa, Arthropoda, Insecta, Coleoptera, Nitidulidae. The record is from the annotation of a GenBank genome assembly.